GCACAGAUUCAAAAAUUAAUCAUGUAAAUAAACUGCUGCAUGUUGUUGAGGCGUAUCUAAUGUGUUUUGAUAAAAAAUAAAUUAUUGCGAUUUAUGUUUAAAAUUUUCCUUCAGAGCAUCUGCUUCGAUGGAUACAGAUAUUCUACUCGAUAGUAAAGACUGCUUGUACGAUGAGGACUUUUUGGAACAACUGACUAAACAUGCACUGCCAUCGUUGUUGGAUGCAGCAGAUGCAUCACCAAGUGAGAUCUUAGCUGAUGCUGCACCACUUCUAGUGCCCGCUAUAUCACCAGUGCAAAGCUUGAAGUCUUCUCCAAACGAAAGCAGCAGUUCUGACUCUGGCAGUGAAGAUGAUUCUAAAAAUGGUUCCUGCACAUCUUCCAAUAGGCAAUCAUCCCAAUCACCGUUUGAUUGGCCGACAUUCAAUGAGGAACCUACAAAUCAGCUGAGGCUUGAAGAUGUAGAACUAUUUUUGCAAAAAACAGUUCCAUUAACAACAAGUACAAAUGUGGUAUUUCCUGAUACACCACCAAAGUCAGGAGCUUUAGAUAAAACUAGUCCUGUGAUGGCAAUUGAAAAUGGAAUCAUAAAGGUUGUUAAGCAAGAAUACAAUCAAAGCAUUGAUACUGACAAACCAAAUCAAACCAAGGCACUAAACAAUAUCAAUUGUCCAAAUUCGAUCUUCAAAGUAGUGAAUGAACAUUCCCAAAGCUUUAUUAAAAACGAAGAUAAUAAAAUCCUAUAUGCCACUGAACAAAACAGAGGUUUGAAGAUAUUGAAACCUCCACCGCCAGUGACAAAACCAACCAGUGUCAUAUCUGAGAGUACAAAUGAUAGAAAGAUUCCAAUAUCGCAGCUGUCUCAAACAAAACAUAUACAUAUUCAGAAUACAAAUAGUAAUGGUUACCAUGUUCAGGCAUCCCCGCCGAAAAAUACCUUAGUUAUCAAUGCAGAACCAGAAGUCCACCAAACUGGUAGCAUUCAAAGUAUUGUUGGGUAUCAAACCAGCUAUAGCGGAAUAAAGAUUCCUACUAGCAUAGAUUUGUCGAAUUUAACGGAAACAGAAAUUAAAGUUCUUAAAAAACAACAGAGGAUGAUAAAAAAUCGGGAGUCUGCUUGUCAAUCGCGACAAAAGAAAAAAGAAUACGUAACAGCUUUAGAACAACAGCUUUUAGAAGCACACCAAGAGAUUGCACAACUCCGACUUGAAAAUAAGAUCUUAAGGGACCAAUUACAAUCAAAUGGAAGGAGUAGGAAGAUCCCACGCCUAGAUACAUCAAUAUUGAUACCCAAAAAGAACAUUGCAGUUCUUUUCGCCAUGGUUUUUAUGGUUUCUUUAAAUUGGAAUGUCUUAGGGUGGAAUUCAAAGCCAUUUUCAGGACCAACUGCCACUCAUGUCGGCUCUCGGCAUCUUUUGUGGUCGGAAGAUAACAAAGAUGUUAUUGCUGAUUAUGAUCAAAUAGGUAAUCGUAGUGCUGACGGGAACGACUGUCAGAAUACAACACUAAAUGAUUUAAAAAUCAACCAAACCGAAAGCAUCAGGAUAGCGGGAGAGCUAAAACGUUGGAUCGGAGGUGGAAAGACUUUGAAUUGGACAAAUGCGCCUAGGAAGAACAGAGUAUAUUUGGAUGAAGAACAAAUAACGGUAGGUGGCUUAUUAGAAACAUACAGGCUUUUUAACAAGCUGAAUCUUGACAAUAACCUACUUGAUCUUCCCACGAAUAAAAAUGGGAGGUCCAUUCGAGAGAAAUCCCGCUUAAGAAGACUGAGGCGUUCCAUACCUGACAAGGACAUAGAUUUUUCGGAUGGAGCGAUGUUUUAUGAGAGGCUGUAUCACAAACCUAUCAGAAAGUCUGUCAAUGAUUUCAAUGUGGACGACUUUGGUGAAUGGAACGCGUUGCUUCAAGCGCUUCAUAGGCGAGACGACACGUUCUACGUGGUUGGUGUCGGUAAAGGGGAACAUUUGCUGUUGCCUGCGGUGAGCCAUAAUGUGACAAGACCUCCUAAGAUGGCGUUGAUUUUACCAGCACUUACUGGGAAUGAUUCAUUAAAGGCCGACCAUGUGACGCUUAUGCAAAUCGACUGCUCCGUCGUCAACACAACCCUGGUAAAACUGAAAUCGGAAGCAUUGCCAGAAAACAUUAGAAAAACCAAUGUCGAUAGUAUGCCGUUAAAUCCCAGGCCAGAGAACAAAGGCGUAAGGAGACUUAAACUAGAUCCUAGUCCACCGGAAACUGUUCAAAAUACGAGUGAUAGUCUAUCCAACACGAUAAACAAUAAGAAUAUUGAUUACGAUUUAGAUAUAAGUAAGAAUUUUCUGCUCACUCAGCACAUACUUUCCAAAACAGGUGUUUUAAAUAAUAGCUCAGUAGGAACAAAAGAUCCUUCUCGUGAAGCAAAGUUAACUAAUAGUAAUGAAACAAGGCAAUCAAAUAGCUAGAGUGAUAUAGGUACUUAUAAGAAAUUUACUUACAGUAUUAAAUUGCGAAAUAUCACGUCCUUUUGCAAUAGGAUUUGAAAUACUGUAAAACUGCUUUUUAGCAAUUUUGGUGCCAAAUAUUGAAAUAAAAGUAACUAAUAAAAGUAAAAGUAACUUAAAAAAUAUUUGUGCAAUUUUAACAGAUUUUCAAAAAGGAGGAUGAAUUGUAUAAUUAUCGUAUAGUAAGUAAAUUUAUAUAAUAUAAUUUUUUAUCAUCAACUGUUGUGAUUUUUAUAUUAUUUUCUCAAAAAAAGUAAAUAGUACAGUUAUGUUUUUAAUAUACCAUGACAAUGAUGUUUUUUAAUAAUUAUCUUUUGCUCCAAGCUUUUGCUAUAAAAUAUAGUUUAAAACUCAAAAUCGAAUACUGGGAAGUUGAGUAGCCAUUUUAAAUUUUAUUCCUUUUGACAGAUCUUAUAUCGUAUUGUUAACUGCAAUGACUGUCAUCCAUACAUUCUUGGACCCUUCAGCCCUAAUUCGCACGAGCGUUAAAAAAGC
Maniola jurtina (meadow brown) is the source of this 2974-nucleotide messenger RNA. It is a transcript of the gene Atf6, whose product is annotated as cyclic AMP-dependent transcription factor ATF-6 beta. Gene Ontology annotation, cellular component: nucleus. The coding region runs from base 128 to 2440 and encodes 770 amino acids. The record is from RefSeq and is a predicted model, not a curated record. The transcript is spliced from 13 exons. Gene Ontology annotation, biological process: regulation of transcription by RNA polymerase II; endoplasmic reticulum unfolded protein response. Gene Ontology annotation, molecular function: RNA polymerase II cis-regulatory region sequence-specific DNA binding; DNA-binding transcription factor activity, RNA polymerase II-specific. NCBI's taxonomy places the organism in Eukaryota, Metazoa, Arthropoda, Insecta, Lepidoptera, Nymphalidae.